Molecule: messenger RNA, 4098 nt
Organism: Aspergillus nomiae NRRL 13137
Lineage: Eukaryota; Fungi; Ascomycota; Eurotiomycetes; Eurotiales; Aspergillaceae
Product: putative DEAD/DEAH box DNA helicase (Mer3)
Exons: 10
Coding region: 1-4098 (1365 amino acids)
Molecular function (GO): nucleic acid binding; ATP binding
Source: RefSeq, a predicted model, not a curated record
AUGCGAAGAAAAACUUACUCGUCCUUUCCCGCACCACGCCAGGGUAUUUCUUAUAGACGAACUGCCGGCACCCAGCUCCGUACACCCAUCCGUUCCAAUGUGCGCACUGCUCUUGAUCAGAGAUGCAGCGAAGGGGCUCGAAACUCGUCAUAUCUAAGCGGAUCUCGCAGAGAAGAGCUUUCUGCCAGUACACCCGGACCAGAAGCGCUAGGCCGGGAUGACGACUUGCUGUUUGAUGCAUUCGAUUUGGAAUUGCUUGCACAAUCGGAUGACACGGCAAGGACUCGACAGUCUAUCUUCUCAACUGCAGACAGUCAUUUGCACACAGGCGAGGUACCCCAGAAUGGCGCACCAGCUCUGGUCUCUCGAUAUUUUUGUGACACCUCUCAUACCACACCGCAUCAAAGUGUAGCAUCUAGUUCCUCAGACAUUGAAACCAGGUCUCCUUCUAGUCCCCUGCUCAGGCUACAGGUUGGGAGAACCCGGCCAUACGUGGCACAAGAUAGUGGCUCCAAAAGGCACAGCCAAGAUUAUCAGUUUCGAUCUGAACAAUGUGAAAGAUCACACGUUGCUGCGACUCUAGAACAAAGGACGCCAUUUCAGGACAUACCGGUAUCAAUUCGAGGAAUCGUUCUUGUGUCUGUGCAUGAGCUCCCUGAUAAGUAUCGGUCACUGUUCCAUUUUCCUGCAUUCAACGCGAUUCAAUCCAAAUGCUUCCAGCCUGUUUACAAAAGAGAUGACAACAUUGUACUUGCUGCUCCUACUGGGAGUGGUAAAACAGUUGUUAUGGAGUUGGCAAUAUGUCGUUUACUUAACAAUCUGAAGGAUGAGAGGUUCAAGGUCAUUUAUCAAGCACCCACCAAGUCACUCUGCUCAGAGAGGUUCCGUGACUGGAACAGGAAGUUCCACUCAUUAGGCCUUCAAUGUGCUGAGCUGACCGGUGAUACUGAUUAUACACAGAUGAGGAGCGUUCAGAAUAGCCAGAUAAUUAUAACGACGCCUGAAAAAUGGGAUAGCGUGACACGGAAAUGGAAGGACCACGCACGUUUGAUGCAGCUAGUCAAGCUCUUCUUAAUUGAUGAAGUUCAUAUUCUCAAGGAGUGCCGCGGAGCAACAUUAGAAGCUGUUGUGUCACGCAUGAAAACGAUCGGGUCGAAUGUACGAUUUGUUGCAUUAAGCGCUACCAUUCCAAAUUCCGAGGAUAUUGCAACGUGGCUCGGUAAGGAUUCGGCAAACCAACAUGUUCCGGCACACAGGGAGCAUUUUGGAGAAGAGUUUCGCCCUGUUAGGCUACAGAGAUUUGUAUACGGUUAUCAGUCCCAGGGAAAUGACUUCGCAUUCGACAAGAUGUGCAGCUCGAAACUUCCUGAUGUGCUUGCAACGCAUUCUUGCAGGAAGCCCACCAUGAUCUUCUGCUGCACGAGGAAUUCAUCUGUGGCUACGGCAAAGGAACUUGCUCGGCUGUGGUCAAUGUCCAACCCUCCAGCUCGGCUAUGGAAAGGACCAAGCACAUCAUUCGAAUUCAAUAAUGUAGACUUGAAGAUUACAAGUGCUGCAGGUGUCGCAUUUCAUCACGCUGGUCUGAAUCCCGGAGACAGACAGACAAUCGAAAAUGGUUUCUUACAAGGCCAAAUUAACAUAAUAUGUUGCACAUCCACGCUUGCAGUUGGUGUGAACCUCCCGUGUCACCUUGUGAUCAUCAAAAACACCGUCGGAUGGCUAGACGGUGGCUGCAAAGAAUAUUCGGAUCUCGAAAUUAUGCAGAUGCUUGGUCGUGCUGGAAGACCUCAGUUUGACAAAGAUGCAAUCGCCGUUAUCUUAACCAGAAAAGAACGCGUCGACUAUUAUGAACGACUCGUCUCAGGCUCUGAAAGCCUUGAAAGCUGCUUACAUUUGAACUUGAUUGAUCAUCUGAACGCUGAAAUUGGGUUAGGCAAUGUCACAAGUGUUGAAUCUGGUAUAAGAUGGCUUGCUGGCACCUUUUUAUUCGUGAGGCUCAGACGGAACCCAACAUAUUAUCAGCUAAGGGAAGGUGCCAAUAGGGAAGAUGAGGACGAGAUGCUUCGCCAAAUUUGUGAGAAAGACAUCAAGCUUCUCCAAGAGAGUAACUUAGUCUCCACUGAACAUCUUAGAUCCACACAAUUUGGUGAUGCAAUGGCGCGCUAUUACGUGCGAUUCGAGACGAUGAACACCUUCCUCACAUUAGAGCGCCACGCCACUAUGUCUCAAAUCCUCUCCGUGAUUUCCCAAGCAGAGGAGUUUCGUGACGUCCGUCUCAAGGCUGGUGAGAAGUCGCUGUACAAAGAGAUCAACCGCGGAACUGGCAUAAUAUUUCCGAUAAAAGUGGAUAUAGCACUUCCUGCCCAUAAAGCAUCACUACUCAUCCAGUCUGAGCUGGGUGCGGUGGAGUUUCCAGAUGACGAACAGUUCCAAAAGCACAAGUUUGCGUUCCAGCAAGACAAAGGUUUUGUAUUUUCACACGUUAAUCGGCUUAUUCGAUGCAUCAUAGACUGUCAAAUUGCUCUCGAGGAUUCAGUCGCUGUUAGAAACGCCUUGGAGCUUGCAAGAAGUUUCGGAGCUAAAGUGUGGGAUAGAUCUCCAUUUCAGAUGAAGCAAAUUGAACAAAUUGGUGUCGUCGCGGUUAGAAAAUUAGCAGCCGCUGGAAUAACAAGCAUUGAAGCUCUAGAGUCCGCAGAGCCUCAUCAGAUUGACAUGAUCUUGAGCAAAAAUCCUCCCUUUGGGUUGAAACUUCUAGGGCGUCUUUCGGAGUUUCCGAAGUUACGCGUGUCUGUCAAGAUGAUAAACAAGGAGGCGAAACACGGUAAUCCAGUGAGAGUUCAUUUUAAAGCCGAGGUCGCAUUCAUGAAUGAAAAAUGCCCAACCACUUUCCAGAGGCGUCCUGUACAUGUCUGUUUCUUAGCGGAGACCUCUAACGGUUUGAUGAUCGAUUUCCGGCGUAUGAGUGCCAGUAAGGUCCACAGUAUCCAGGAGAUACCGUUGCACAUAGAAAUGGGAAGCCCAGAUCAGCACAUUACGUGCUAUGCUAUGUGUGAUGACAUUGGCAUGCCCGGGACUUUGAGAUCAGCAGAAUUGCGACCUGCCCUCCCAGCUUCGCUAUUUCCCUUUUGUUCAAGUAAGGACUCGGACGAGACGAGCCAGAAGCACACGAUGAACAUGUCACGCCCACGUAGCAACACUUCUUUGCGCAUCAAACCCAAUAAAGAAUGCAAUCCAGAUAGUUUCGGCAGUGAUGACUCGCUUUUCGAUGACUUUCUGGAAGCUGACCGCUCAAACGGACUCAGUCAAAUGACGUUAUCUGCAAGUAUCACCAAGAACAGCACAAAGAUGAAUAAUCCCGGUAAACCACGGGUUCGAAAGGACAGUGGGCCUGACAAUGGGUCACAAGAAAUGCUACAAAAGCGCUCUCAGGAAUCAGAGAUAGGUUUGAGAGAUGCUGCUUGUGAAGACCUAAUAUGUCCUGGCUCUAAUACUAAGGACUCGUCGAGCGACUAUGGAGAUGACAGCUUCAGUGAUUUGCCUUCACCGUCUGAUUUGCUCCUUGGCCACACUGCUGGAAAGACAGACGGGGAUGACCAGACCACCAGCAAAGAGACCUGCUUAGAGAAAAAUGUCAAAACAAAAGACGAUUGGAUUUACGCAGAUGAGCGAUGGUUUACACAAUCAUCCUCACUUCCUGACUCGCGUUUGCAAGGUAAAGAUGUAACCACUACCGAGGCCGCAGGGACCUUCACGGAAUCUGUGGGUGAACCAAGGACAUGCAGUUCAAAUGGUGAUCAAGAGGCCAAGUAUGACAACCACACCACUACUGAGAUGAGAGAGAUUGAACACCUUGGAAAAAAGCGAAGGCGCUCUUUGGCUUCUGGGGACAAAGCUUACGAUAAGAGAAUCACGAAGAAACAUAUAGACAACCAAGCCACUGAGGCUUCUGCAAGUCAAAGCCAAUACUGCAGUGCUGACACAUCAAGUGGCUACAAUCAGAAUCUCCAGUCCUGUGAGCCUACUCAUUCACCUGAAAUCUGGGAUGACAUCGAUCCGACUCUGCUAGACGAGUUCAAAGACAUUGUUAGCUUCUUCUAG